AUGAGGCUAUUUCUUCUCUUUCUUGCCACACUAGCGGCAGCUGUGCUGGUUCUGCCUUUUGAUUCUCCCGACUUCUGUUCCCAGAUCAUCACCCCAACCUGCAACACCACCUUCUCCUAUAUCGACUCAAUCAAUGCCGACCUUCGCAAGCUGGUGGUGGAACUAAUCCAGAAACCAUUUUUCCGCUUUUUCAAGCUUGAUUUGGAUAAGCAGUGUAAGUUCUGGAAUGCUCAGCACUUCUGUGCCACGAGAAACUGCGCCGUGGAAGUUUUGCCUCCCGAGCAGUUCAACUGGCUGGAUGUGCCUGAUGAUUUGUCACCAUCAAAGCUAGGAGAGAUUCUGAGAGCUUCUUCUGCCCAUGACGAGGCGGAAACCUGCGAGGACUUGGACUACUGCCAUAUUGACGACGACCACAAUUGUGUGUUUGUGGAUUUGAAGGAGAACCCAGAGAGAUUCACGGGUUAUGGUGGUGCACAAUCGUUCGACGUGUGGAAGGCCAUCUACUCCGAGAACUGUUUUCCAAAUACAAACCCAAUGUCCAUGAGCCCAGGCCUGGAGCCGGAGCAGUGCGUGGAGAAGAAUUUGUUCUACAGACUCAUUUCUGGAAUGCACGCUUCCAUCGCUGUUCACCUUUCAAACGAGUAUUUGGACCCUCACACAGAAGAGUUCCGUCCUGACUUGAAGGUGUUCAUGGAACGUGUGGGCAAGUUCAAUGAUCGACUUUCGAACAUAUACUUCAACUACGCUUUGGUCUCUCAGGCCAUCGUCAAGUUAUCAGACAUGGUUUCUCUUCCCAACUACAUAAAGGAGAACCAUGAAUCUGCCCCAGAAAAUGAGCUACUUCUGAACGAGAACGUUGAUCCAGCGGAGUAUUCUCGUUUGCUUUCCAAGAUCAACGAUACCUUGAGCUCGCAGGUUCUUUUCGAAACCCAUUCCUUAUUUGACCCUGCAAAGGGAUCACCAGAUCUCAAGAAUGAAUUUAGAGCCCGCUUCAAGAACGUCAGUGCUAUCAUGGACUGCGUGGGCUGUGAUAGGUGUAGAAUGUGGGGCAAGCUCCAAACUAUCGGUUACGGAACGGCACUCAAGAUUCUUUUCGAGUCCGAAGAUCCUACCACCCAGCACUUGUUGAAGUUCCGUCGCAUUGAGUUGGUUGCACUUUUCAACACUUUUGACCGUCUUUCAAAAUCGGUGGAGGCAAUCAAUAAUUUCAAGUCAAUGUAUCUUCAGCACUUAGAAGAUGUUGCUGCUGGCAAAGCCAAGCAUGGAGACUACGAGCCCUUACAUGACAAAGGUAUCGAGUUUCCUUUUGUUGCGUUCCUGCCGGUGACAAAAUCGAAAGAAGCAGCUAAAACAUUUGAAAAGGGCACCCUUGAUGAGGGCAAGAUUGUCAACGUCGAGGGCCGCACCCAGGGAUUCUGGGAAGAACUAGAAGAUGUGAAGUCAGCAUUAUGGGUUGUGUGGGACAUAUAUUACAGAUUCCCACAGAGAUUGUGGGAAUACGUGAUUUACUAUGUCAAUGGGUGGUGGAAUGUUUACGUCGGACGUUCUAUUUACGUGCCUCAGGGCAAGACGAACCUCAAGGAUGAGUUGUAA
Messenger RNA from Candidozyma auris, 1593 nucleotides. It is a transcript of the gene ERO1, whose product is annotated as ER oxidoreductin. Gene Ontology annotation, cellular component: endoplasmic reticulum; endoplasmic reticulum membrane. Gene Ontology annotation, molecular function: thiol oxidase activity; FAD binding; protein-disulfide reductase activity. The coding region runs from base 1 to 1593 and encodes 530 amino acids. The transcript has a single exon. Lineage: Eukaryota; Fungi; Ascomycota; Pichiomycetes; Serinales; Metschnikowiaceae. Gene Ontology annotation, biological process: protein folding in endoplasmic reticulum. The record is from RefSeq and is a predicted model, not a curated record.